AUGGGUCGCAUCCUUAGGAGCUUGGAAUUGAAGACGCUCCGAGAUUACGAAGAACGGAAGUCUCCAGCCUUCCAGUCAAUCGCAUCCUGGGGGGCUACCACACAACACGUUGUACUCUCGAUUGCGGCACGGAUCUCUAUUGAACUGGCUACUAUCUUCGCGGUUGGACAUUCCACCCGAAAAAUCAAAUUCUCCAUUCAAAUCGUACCAGGCAAUGAAUCGCGCACCAGACUCUCGAGUAAUAUUCACGAACAAUUGGGUUUUAUCAGCAUCGACUUGAGCCACAACCUCAUGCAUGGAGACAAGCGCCACAUCUCCCUCAUCAUCGAACUCACAAAAGGCGCAAACCCCAUAGGCACCAAGUAG
Molecule: messenger RNA, 366 nt
Organism: Rhizoctonia solani
Lineage: Eukaryota; Fungi; Basidiomycota; Agaricomycetes; Cantharellales; Ceratobasidiaceae
Exons: 2
Coding region: 1-366 (121 amino acids)
Source: RefSeq, a predicted model, not a curated record